AUGGCCCAACAUCGACCUAAGUUUUGGGCCCGCUAUGUGGAUGACACAUUCACCAUCAUCAAGAGGGAUCGAAAGGCUGACUUUAUGGGCAUAUUGAAUUCAGUAUACCCGGAUAUCCAAUUAACGAUCGAGGAAGAAAAUCAGGGCUCUCUAGCGUUUUUAGACGUGUUGGUCACCCGUCAGCUGGAUGGAACCCUUAGCACCAGGGUAUACCGAAAACCAACCUGCACGGAUAGGGUGCUUCAUUAUAGAAGCAACCAUCCGGUGGCCCAUAAGGACCCCAGUUUUGUGCCUCUAUAUACAUUAUUUGCUUUACUUGUAGUUGAGGAUUCUGAUUGUCAUUUGCUUAUUUGUAUUUCAACAGAUGGAUGUACUGACUGGUCAGUGGAUUACAAAAAGUAUCAAGUCUUAGUGGGCGAACCUGUUCGUAUAAAAUGUGCAUUGUUUUACGGAUAUAUAAGAGCAAAUUAUACCAUCGCACAAAGUGCUGGACUCAGUUUAAUGUGGUACAAGAGUUCUGGACCUGGAGAUUUUGAGGAACCUAUCGCUUUUGAUGGAAAUAGAAUGAGCAAAGAGGAAGAUGCUAUUUGGUUUCGUCCAACACUGGCACAAGACAGUGGGCUUUAUGCAUGUGUCAUAAGAAACUCAACCUACUGUAUGAAGGUUUCCAUUUCACUGACAGUGGGUGAAAAUGAUACUGGUCUGUGCUACAAUUCAAAGAUGAAAUAUUUAGAAAAGGCUGAACUUAGCAAAAGCAAAGAAAUUUCAUGCCCCGACAUACAAGAUUUUUUAAUACCAUAUAGAGAGCCAGAAAUCUUAUGGUAUAAGGAAUGCCAAGUCACAACCUGGAGACCAAGCAUUUUGUUCAAAAAGGAUACUCUUGUUAUCCGGGAGGUCACAGAAGAUGACAUUGGAAAUUACACUUGUGAAUUAAAGUAUGGCCUCUUUUCUGUCAGAAGAACCACAGAAUUAACUGUUACAGCCCCACUUACAGAAAAACCACCAAAGCUUUUGUAUCCUUUGGAGAGUAAACUGACAAUUCAAGAGACACAGCUGGGUCAUUUUGCUAAUCUAACUUGUCGAGCAUUCUUUGGAUACAGUGGAGAAGUCAGUCCUUUAAUGUAUUGGAUGAAAGGCGAAAAGUUUAUUGAGGAUUUGGAUGAAAGUCGGGUUUGGGAGAGUGACAUUAGGGUCCUUAAAGAACAUCUUGGAGAACAAGAAGUUUCCAUCUCAUUAAUUCUUGAUUCAGUGGAAGAAGGGGAUCUUGGAAAUUAUUCCUGCUAUGUUGAAAAUGGAUAUGGCCGCAGACAUGCUACAGUUAUUCUACUUAAGAGAGAGCUGAUGUAUACAGUUGAACUUGCUGGAGGGCUUGGUGCCAUUCUGCUGCUACUUGUUUGUUUAGUGACUAUUUACAAGUGCUACAAGAUAGAAAUUAUGCUCUUCUACAGGAACCAUUUUGGUGCAGAAGAACUAGAUGGAGAUAACAAAGAUUAUGAUGCCUAUUUGUCAUAUACCAAAGUGGAUCCUGACCAAUGGAAUCAGGAAACUGGGGAAGAAGAACGAUUUGCUCUUGAGAUCUUACCAGAUAUGCUUGAAAAGCAUUAUGGGUACAAAUUAUUCAUUCCUGACAGAGAUUUAAUUCCAACUGGAACCUACAUAGAAGACGUGGCAAGAUGUGUAGACCAAAGCAAGCGACUGAUAAUUGUCAUGACUCCAAAUUAUGUGGUCAGAAGAGGUUGGAGCAUCUUUGAAUUGGAAACCAGACUUAGGAACAUGCUCAUUACAGGAGAAAUUAAAGUGAUCCUCAUUGAAUGCAGUGAACUCCGAGGAAUUAUGAACUACCAGGAAGUUGAGGCGCUGAAACAUACCAUCAAGCUUCUAACUGUUAUUAAAUGGCAUGGACCAAAAUGCAACAAGUUGAAUUCCAAAUUCUGGAAACGUUUACAGUAUGAAAUGCCUUUUAAGAGGAUAGAACCUAUUACCCACGAGCAGGUUUUAGAUGUUAGUGAGCAGGGGCCCUUUGGGGAACUGCAGACGGUCUCAGCAAUUUCAAUGGCUGCUGCUACCUCCACUGCUCUUGCCACUGCCCACCCUGAUCUGCGUUCCACUUUUCAUAACACAUAUCAUUCACAGAUGCGUCAGAAACACUAUUAUCGAAGCUAUGAAUACGACGUACCUCCUACUGGCACCCUGCCUCUUACCUCAAUAGGUAACCAGCAUACUUAUUGCAACAUCCCAAUGACACUUAUUAAUGGACAGAGGCCACAGACAAAAACUAACCGAGAGCAGAAUCCUGAUGAGGCUCAUACAAACAGUGCAAUCCUGCCCCUCUUACCACGGGAAACUAGUAUCUCCAGUGUCAUUUGGUGACAUCAGUGCAAGGGGGAAAUCACCUCCCUUGAUCAGAAGCAAGGUCUGCAGUC
This is a messenger RNA of Protobothrops mucrosquamatus (brown spotted pit viper), 2423 nucleotides long. It is a transcript of the gene IL1RAPL1, whose product is annotated as interleukin 1 receptor accessory protein like 1. The transcript is spliced from 11 exons. The coding region runs from base 1 to 2370 and encodes 789 amino acids. NCBI's taxonomy places the organism in Eukaryota, Metazoa, Chordata, Lepidosauria, Squamata, Viperidae. The record is from RefSeq and is a predicted model, not a curated record. Gene Ontology annotation, biological process: signal transduction; negative regulation of exocytosis. Gene Ontology annotation, molecular function: interleukin-1 receptor activity.